Messenger RNA from Fulvia fulva, 957 nucleotides. RefSeq lists its product as uncharacterized. NCBI's taxonomy places the organism in Eukaryota, Fungi, Ascomycota, Dothideomycetes, Mycosphaerellales, Mycosphaerellaceae. The transcript has a single exon. The record is from RefSeq and is a predicted model, not a curated record. The coding region runs from base 1 to 957 and encodes 318 amino acids.
AUGGCCGGCAUAACUUUUGACCAUGCAGAUCUGCCUAUUGGUGACGUCUAUCUUCCCGGACACUUCCCACAUGGUCUACCCAGCCCAGCUGAGGUCAGGGUGAAAGCCGCUCAGGAUGGUAUUGAUACCAGGAAUACUUUCAGACCGGAUCCAGUUCUAUAUCCCGAGCUUGGACUGAUCAUCAAAUGGGGUCGCGACAUCACCAUAGCGGAGGGACAGUGUCUCUGGUUCAUGAGCAAGCAUCUUCGGGGCGUAGUCCCGGUUCCUGAGCUCUACGGUUGGACUGUUGAUAGCGAUCAGACAUUUCUCUACAUGCAGCUUGUUAACGCCGACACUCUGCAAGGCCGUUGGAAUGACAUGAGCGAGGAUGACAAACUCGAUAUCUGCGCACAGCUGCGAGAUAUGAUGGCUGCAUGGCGCCGGAUACAGUGUCCUGGUCCGACUAGCAACGACAGCAGGCCCAGAACUAUUCUAAGUACAGUCAUGUCAUGGCUGAGAUUCUGGAGGCCAGCACCAGCCAUCAGGCUUGGCCAGAUAUGCGGCCAAGCGCUACGCGACAUACUCUUUUACAAUGCAGGCCAGUAUCCAGCAGGGCCGUUCGACAAUGUACACAGUUUUCACGACUGGCUCGCAAAGCUUGCUUGCGCCAACGAUGCAAGAAAAGACGUAGAAGAGCUGUCCGGGCUCGAGGACAGUGUUGCUGUCACCUUCACGCAUGGCGACCUGGAUCAUAGCAACAUCCUCAUCUCAAAAAAGCCAGACGGCCCUCCAAAGAUUGUGGCAAUCAUUGACUGGCAUCAAUCCGGCUGGUACCCUGAGCCAUGGGAGUGGCUCAAGGCGCAGAUGGUAGCUGGACACAGCUCACAAUGGACAAAGGAGUAUUUGCCGAGAACUCUUCGUCCAGCUCGGUACGAGUAUCACUAUUCCUGGGAGUACAUCAAGAUGGCUACCAUAUGA